Perkinsus marinus ATCC 50983 is the source of this 1591-nucleotide messenger RNA. RefSeq names its product WD-repeat protein, putative. The record is from RefSeq and is a predicted model, not a curated record. Bases 28 to 1575 code for a protein of 515 amino acids. Gene Ontology annotation, biological process: DNA-templated DNA replication; rRNA processing. The transcript is spliced from 12 exons. Gene Ontology annotation, cellular component: nuclear pre-replicative complex. Lineage: Eukaryota; Perkinsozoa; Perkinsida; Perkinsidae. Gene Ontology annotation, molecular function: protein binding.
GGGUUGUUGUUGUUGUAAUCUUGUAGCAUGCCUUCGCACAGUGUGUUUGGUAUGUUGGACGUGGCCCUCGUGCCCACGACUGGCAGUGGUAGUGGCGUCUUCGUUAUUGAUGUCCACACUGGAGCCAUCACGAGGCAGCUGAAGGAUUCUACAUCGGCCAGUGUGGUGCCCACUGCUGACGGCUAUGUAUGUGCGGUACAGAGCAACAAGGGGCUGCUGCACUAUUGGAAGAUGACCGACGCUGGCUUGGAUGAUGAUGAUGAGGAUAACCUCAGAGGAGUCUCCUCGAAUCCAUGCUACAAGUGCUCCACACCGGAGAAGCUCUGCAGUUUACUCUUCAGUGAUGGGCCAGCACAGUUGUUGAUUGCUGGUGGAGUCUCCGGCGCGAUAUACGUCUGGCAAUUGAGCACAGGACGACUUAUGCGUACAUGGAAAGCUCACUAUUCGGGAGUUACUCAAAUGAGACUUACUGCUGACGCCUCGUUCUUGGUAACGGCCAGUCUGGACACUACAGUGAAGGUGUUCACUUUGUCGAGUCUAAUAACUUCGGGAGGAGGCGGAGGUGGUGCUCCAUCACCAGCACGUGUUUUUCGUGGUCAUACUUUGCCAGUACAUGCAUUAGAGAUCCUGCAGGAGGCGGGACCAUCCGAGCCAUCUAAGAUCCUUAUCAGCUCGGGCUCUGCAGACGGCAGUGUGAAAAUAUGGGAGUUCACGCCUGGAGGGAGUGGUCGGCAAGUGGCAACCUUCAAUCUGCCCACUCCUGUUCACCACAUUGCCCUGAGCCCUCGAGGGCCACUCUAUGUUGGUGGUGAUGAUGGUAGAGUGCACGUGAUCGAUAUACAGAGCAAGGAGAUCGACGUCCUCACGGGCUCCCAUGGGUCUGCUCUGCUCGGCCUAGGAUGCAGUAUUGACGGUAGUCGAGUGGUGAGCGUAGCAGCAGACGGCUUGCGCAUCUGGGAUGUAUUCAGUGGGCAGACGAUCAAGCAGGUCUCUACAGCACAGUUGAGUCUCCAAUCCCCUUGUGGGUUAACUAUGUUGUCUCGUGUGGAUUUUAUGAGGCACCCUAGCGGCUCUGUGGCUCCUCGAUUUCAAGCACUUCAGAGGGUACUCACCCCAGUGGAUGAUCUCGAGGCCCUUCCUGUGCCCUCGCGGAAAACGGAGCCUAGGAAAACCGCAUCGAUAAGAGAUGUGUUUGAAAUCGAUUUGGAAAGGGAGAGUGAACAGUCUCCUGUAUCGUGCCUUACGUAUGGUCUUCUGGAGGACGUCUUUGCCUCACCUGCGUGCGAUGAGGCAGUCAGCAAAGCCAAUCGAGUGAGAGAUAAGUGGCAAAACGUUGCGUUCACCCUCUAUCAGCAAGGCAGCAAGCAAGGCGGUAGUUCCUCCUCCUCGAGCGCCACCCUUGCUGUUGAGUCGUCAGUAGUGAUACCACCGGCCGUGAUGGAGCCUGCCGCGGAAGCUACUAAAGAACCCGAGGCGCCUCCGAAGGAUAAGAAGACGGUGCAACGUACAGUAGGAGGAUCGUCUCGCCCCAAACGUAAAGCAGCGAAAAAGUCCAUUAAGAAGAAGAAAGCUUAGCGGUCGUCUACCAAAA